UGAUGUCAGCAACAACCAGUCAACAUGUAAAAUAAAUGUGAAUUAAAACACGAAAGUGAAAAUGAAAUGAAGGAUACAAAAUUAUUUUCUACUCUUCAAACUAAUCUUUCUAAUAAAAGUCCACGAAACUAACAAAACAACGAAACUCUUGUCUCAUACUGCUGCAACACGUCGAUCCUUCAUACAAAAAAGAGUGCUAGAGUAGAGAAAAGUGUAAUUUUUCUCGUAGGUUUUGUGAAGAAAGUGAUAAGCAAUUGUGUUAUCUGAAAAGCGCAGUUUCCUACACACAAAAUUUCUUGAAUCAUUCCCAUUAACACGGUCGAAGCGACGUGAGCUUUAAAUGUUUCUAUCAACGCUGAAAAAUAACACCUUUGCAGCAAAAAAUAAAGUGUCUUCGGUGUCAGCUGCCAGUCGUGUCUGCCACAAUCCCCCCAUUUUCCUUGUCAUCUGUGCAGCGUCGUUCACAGCGCCAUCGCCAUCACCAUCGCCAUAUCCAUUGCUAGUGUCUGUGUUUUCAUUGUCUUCGUGGUCGUGGACGUCGCUGUUGUCGUCGCCUUUCAUUGUCAUUGUCAAUGAGCUACGCCAGCUACUCGUAGACGAACAGCUGAUAGCAGCCACAAUCGCCAUAAGCGACGACACAACGCGCCGCAGAGUCGCAACACUCUCAGACCUCCCAAACUGCAUAAGACGCUCCGCUCACCGUUUACCAACACUCCUAUCCUUAAACGUUAGCAACAUUAGUGCUCUCACACUGUUGUGUUUGUUGUUUGUUGCGAAAACACUGUGUUUUUAUCAAAUCGCCUUAACCAAUUUGUCUCCGGCUCUGAAACAUUCGCGAAGAGUGCGAGUGUGAGAGCGCGCUUAGCCGUUGAGCGGUCGCCAUUUAUUGCGAGAGUUCAAGCUAAUGCCUCGAGUUCGUCGGUAGAGAAGCAACUCGGGAAGCAGUAGCACUCAAUGCGGGUGGCAUUGGUCACUAGGUCACUUAAAUACCAACAGGCAACAUAGCGUAUUUGAGUGACGCCUGUGAGCCAUUUUGCAGUUUCCCAUACUUUCUUUGCAAUGCCACAAAUGAAAAUGGUGAUAAUGAAUAAAACUACGUGCUAGUGUAACUAUUUCAACAACCAAAACUACGUCUACUGCAAUUAUAAUGGACCUUAAUAGUGCCGUUAUCAAACCAGCAACAAAAGCUGAACUCGUACGCUGACUUGUUGUUGUUGGCGGCAGCUGAUUUAUACUACACACACUGUUCGCUCUCAUCGCUCUCAUUUACGCUCUCGGUUUUCCAACUAUCGCGCAUGUACAAACAGCAGCAACAAUAUCAACAAAACCAUCAGCGACAACGCCGUCAAAAUAACAACUCUAACAAUUGAUUUGCAGCAACAGAAAAAGAGCAGGAUACAACAAUAAGUUGCUCGGCAGCAAAUAUAUCUUAUCGCACGACAUAAACAACAAUAGCAUCAACUGUGGAACAAUACAACAGUUAUAAGACGACGCUCGCAGCCAAAGCAACAGUGGAAGCAACAAAUUCUGCCGCGAUUUCGUUUCCAUCCACAUCGACAGCAAUCAGCAAGAACACUGGCAACAUAUAUCUCAACGACAGUAACGAUUGCGAACCGACCAGCGCAGCCGCUGCCCCAGCUGUCACAGCUGCGGCCGCUGCUGCUGCUGUUGCUGCCGCCACAACGACUGCAACUACAAUCGCAAGUGAAACAACGACUGCUGAUACAACUGAAACUGCAACUGCUACUGCUUCUAAUAUUGCUGCAUCAGUUCCUGCUGCUGUUGGUGGCGUCAACACCGUCACUGUCACAGCCACCACUACUGCCGUCUCAGCUACUGCGACCACCUCCCAUUCCGCCCGCGCCAGCUACGCCAGCCGCGCCACCCACACAAACGCCAAAGCCAAAGCUACGAGCGACGCCGACAUCAAAUAUAUUACCGACAUCGACGACACGGACGACGCAGAAGCCGUAAGUUCGCUCAUUGCCAUUCGUUGCUCGUGCAACGAGGUGAGCCACAGCGCGCACGCGAACACAAUAUACAUCGCGGAAGCGGAUACGGUCGCCGAGGCGAGAGGGCGGUCGACUGCGACAGCGACAGCGGCAGCGGUUGGUUACGGUUACGGCAGUAAUCGUCGCCCUGUGUGCACGGACAAUAAUAUGAGGAGUGGCAGUUCAGAAUUAUUACUCGAGCAGCAACAACAAGAGUUACGGUUACGUAAAAAACGAGAUCUGGCUCCAAAAAAGAAAAAUGGCAACCGGCGUUUUCGUUCGUGGCGCGAACGUGCACGCUUCUAUGGCACGUCUACGCUUGCCUUCUUCUCGGUGACGGCCGGUGCCUCGCUUCUAUUCCUGGUGCCGCUCUAUGUCGAUCCGGCGAUAUCGACACUAAGUCACGAUUUCAUCGAUAGUCCGACACUAUGCACAACCACACGUCGCGAAGACCUAAUCGGUAUAUUUAAUUGUUCGUGGAGUUCGUGUCGCGAGGGUUGCACUUCUGAUCUAUAUCGUUGUGUACAUAUUUAUGUGACGUUUAUCGAACAAAAUAUUACGAUACCCGAGAACAUGACCGAUUACACUAACUUCACCGCGGAGUGGGAACAGUCGGAGGAGGCCACACUGCUAGUGAAUAUAAAGGGGUGUGGCUAUCCGCCGACGGUUACAUGUAAAACGUUCAAUGCCUACUAUGGUGUCGAAGGUGCGAUAUUCCCCUGCUAUUAUUCGCGUAAAAAUAAAACGGUCGUGCUGACGUCGUACAAUCACGACAAUCAGGUAGCGACGAUCAUACACUUCUUUACGGUGCCAUUUGUGAUAACAGUGAUCUCGGCAAUCGCGCUCUGUGUUAUGCAUUGUGAUUGCAGGUGUAAAAAGGAUCACAGCCAUCGAAGGAAUCGGGGGCAAGGCCGCCGACCGCGUAUCGAAAACCUUAGGUGA
Bactrocera tryoni is the source of this 2933-nucleotide messenger RNA. It is a transcript of the gene Teh1, whose product is annotated as protein tipE. The transcript has a single exon. NCBI's taxonomy places the organism in Eukaryota, Metazoa, Arthropoda, Insecta, Diptera, Tephritidae. The record is from RefSeq and is a predicted model, not a curated record. The coding region runs from base 2160 to 2933 and encodes 257 amino acids. Gene Ontology annotation, molecular function: sodium channel regulator activity. Gene Ontology annotation, biological process: regulation of sodium ion transport.